AUGGCGACGACGACGACGCGGGUUGCCGCCGGCGUGCUGCUGGUGCUGUCGGCGCUGGCCUUGGUGGCGCAGGCCGAAGACCCGUACCUGUUCUUCGAGUGGAAGGUGACGUACGGGACCAAGCCCCUGCUGGGUGUGCCCCAGAAGGUCAUCCUCAUCAACGGCGAGUUCCCCGGCCCCAGGAUCAACUGCUCCUCCAACAACAACAUCGUCGUCAACGUCUUCAACCAGCUCGACCAGCCGCUCCUCUUCACCUGGAACGGGAUGCAGCACCGGAAGAACUCUUGGAUGGACGGGAUGCCAGGCACGCAGUGCCCGAUCUUGCCCAACACCAACUUCACGUACAAGUGGCAGCCCAAGGACCAGAUCGGCAGCUUCUUCUACUUCCCAUCCGUCGGCAUGCAGCGGGCGGCGGGCGGCUACGGGGGCAUCAGCGUGUACAGCCGCCUCCUGAUCCCCGUCCCCUUUGACCAGCCGCCGCCGGAGAACGACCACGUGGUCCUCAUCGGCGACUGGUACACCAAGGACCACGAGGUCCUGGCCCGGCAGCUGGACGCCGGCAAGAGCGUGGGCCGCCCCGCGGGCGUGGUCAUCAACGGCAAGGGCGGCAAGGACCUGGAGGCGGCGCCCCUCUUCACGUUCGAGGCCGGCAAGACGUACCGCCUCCGCGUGUGCAACACCGGGAUCAAGGCGUCGCUCAACUUCCGCAUCCAGGGCCACCACAUGACGCUGGUGGAGCUGGAGGGCUCCCACACGCUGCAGGACAUCUACGACUCGCUCGACGUCCACGUCGGCCACUGCCUCUCCGUGCUCGUCACCGCCGACCAGAAGCCCGGCGACUACUACAUGGUGGCCUCGACGCGGUUCAUCCACGACGCCAAGUCCGCCAAGGCCGUCGUCCGCUACGCCGGCUCCAGCGCCCCGCCGCCGGCGGAGAUGCCCGAGCCGCCGGCUGGCUGGGCCUGGUCCAUCAACCAGGCGAGGUCGUUCCGCUGGAACCUGACGUCCAGCGCCGCGCGGCCCAACCCGCAGGGCUCCUACCACUACGGCCAGAUCAACAUCACCCGCACCAUCAAGGUCAUGGUCUCCCGGGGCCACAUCGACGGCAAGCUCCGCUACGGCUUCAGCGGCGUCUCCCACAGGGACCCCGAGACCCCCGUAAAGCUCGCCGAGUACUUCAACGUCACCGACGGGGUGUUCAGCUACAACCAGAUGGGCGACGUGCCCCCCGCCGUGAACGGGCCCCUCCAUGUCGUCCCCAAUGUCAUCACCGCCGAGUUCCGCACCUUCAUCGAGAUCGUCUUCGAGAACCCCGAGAAGAGCUUGGACUCCCUCCACCUCGACGGCUACGCCUUCUUCGGCGUCGGGAUGGGGCCCGGGCAGUGGUCGCCGGAGGCGAGGCAGACGUACAACCUGCUGGACGCGGUGAGCCGGCACACGAUCCAGGUGUACCCGCGGUCAUGGACGGCGAUCAUGCUGACGUUCGACAACGCGGGCAUGUGGAGCGUCCGGUCCAACAUCUGGGAGCGGUACUACCUCGGGGAGCAGUUCUACAUCAGCGUCAUCUCGCCGGAGCGAUCACUGCGCGACGAGUACAACAUGCCCGACAACGCCCUCCGCUGCGGCAAGGUCGUGGGGCUGCCGCUGCCGCCGUCCUACGCCCCCGCGCGCUAA
This is a messenger RNA of Miscanthus lutarioriparius, 1674 nucleotides long. The record is from the annotation of a GenBank genome assembly. Lineage: Eukaryota; Viridiplantae; Streptophyta; Magnoliopsida; Poales; Poaceae.